Molecule: messenger RNA, 5272 nt
Organism: Labrus mixtus (cuckoo wrasse)
Lineage: Eukaryota; Metazoa; Chordata; Actinopteri; Labriformes; Labridae
Product: kalirin-like
Exons: 39
Cellular component (GO): cytoplasm
Molecular function (GO): protein binding; guanyl-nucleotide exchange factor activity
Source: RefSeq, a predicted model, not a curated record
CAGUUUAACUAACUGUGUUUCCCAGGUGGGCGGGACAAACGCGGCGGACCAAUCCUGACCUUCCCUGCCAGGACCAAUCAUGAUCGAAUAAAACAGGAAGACCUCAGUCGACUGGUCACAUACCUGUCGACCGUACCAAGCGAGGACGUGGGUGCGCGGGGCUUCACCGUGGUGGUGGACAUGCGGGGCAGUAAGUGGGACAGCGUGAAGCCGGUUCUACGGACGCUGCAGGAGUCGUUUUCCUCCAACAUCCACACGGCGCUGCUCAUCAAACCCGACACCUUCUGGCAGAAACACAAAACCAACCUGGGCAGCGCCAAGCUCAGCUUCGAGACCAGCCUGGUCUCGGUGGAGGGUCUCUCCCGGCUCGUCGACCCCUCCCAGCUCACAGCCGACCUCGGUGGCUCGUUGGAGUACGACCAUGUGGAGUGGACCGAGCUGCGUCUGGGUCUGGAGGAGUUCUCGGGGGCCGCCUCACAGCUGCUGGCCCAGCUGGAUCAGCUGGAGGCCGGGCUGAACCGCAUACCAGAGCCUCAGGACGUGGACGAGGCCCGCAAACUCCUGGAGGAACAUGGACGUCUCCGUAACACCAUCACCACUGCUCCUGUCGACGCUCUUGAACGAGAGGGGCGGAGCUUGUUCCAGCGAAUGCGUCUUGGCCCCACCCACGGGGACGCUUCAACAGAAGGCGGCGGUGGAGGCGGUAGUCACGGCAGCUGGUUGUCAGGCGGGGCGGACUUCCAGAGUGUCGCACCAAAGGUUUCCUCCCUGCUGGACCGGAUGCAGGCGGCUCGCACUCACCUGCUGCAGAGCUGGAGCGACAGGAAGCUGCACCUGGACCAGGCGCUGCAGCUACACCUGUUUGAGCAGGACGCCACCAAGAUGUCGGAGUGGAUCGCUCACAGUAAAGAGUUGUUCGUGCAGAGUCUGGUGGAGGUUGGCCAGAACCACCAGCACGCCCUCGACCUCCAAACGCAACACCAGCACUUCACCGCCAACUGCAUGAAUGGCAGCGUGAACGUGGACAGCGUGGUUACCGUGGCAGCGAGGCUGGCGGAGGCGGGUCACUACGGGGCGGAGCGUAUCGCCCUCGUGUCGUCACGGUUACAGGAAGACUGGAAAUCCCUAACGACGGCGCUGGAAGAACGUAGCAACACGCUUGCCAUGGCAACGGGCUUCCACCAGGGGGCGGAGCAGUUCCUGCUGAGAGUAGAGGGCUGGGUUCAGGUGUGCUCUGAAGGCCCGUUGCCAUCGGCGACAGCAGAGCUAGAAGCUGCAACAAAGAAACACCAGGAGCUGAACGAGGAGAUCUCUGCUAACUACACACAGGUCAGUGAAAGCGGUAAAGCCUUACUGGAAGUCCUCCAGCGUUGCACAGCGACUGAAUCUGAUGACUCGACGACCAAACCAGACUUCACAGCCGCCACGCACGGCAUCAUGGGAGUUCUGCACCAGGUCAUGCAGGGUCAUCACGAGGUGGAAGGGGCGUGGCAGCAUCGUAAACUCCGCCUCCACCAGCGUCUGCAGCUGUGUGUGUUUCAGCAGGAUGUGAGACAGGUGUUGGACUGGGUGGAGCAGCACGGUGAGGUUUUCCUGAACAAACACAGCGGCGUGGGGAAAUCUCUGCACCGAGCGCGAGCACUGCAGAAACGCCACGAUGACUUCCAGCAGGUCGCACAGAACACUUACACUAAUGCAGAGAAGCUUCUGGAAGCAGCCGACCAGCUGGCUCAGUCUGGAGAGUGUGAGGAGGAGGAGAUCUACCAGGCAGCUCGAGACCUGGAGCUCCGCAUGCAGGCGUUUAUUCAGAGAGUCGAGCAGAGGAAGCUGCUGCUGGACCUCGCUGUGUCGUUCUACACACACACCAAGGAGCUCUCCGUGUGGAUGGAGGGCCUUCAGAAGCAGCUCUCCUCAGACCUCUGUGUGUGUCCGGACUCAGUCGAGGCGUUGCAGACCUUGAUCUCUCAGCAGCAGACGCAGCAGGUCAACACACAGGAAGCUGCUAUGAGCGUCAUCCGGGAAGGAGAAGACCUCAUCCUGCAACUCAGGCCCCAGGGCAGCUCGGUGGCUCACGUGGAGUCGGUGCUGCAGCAGCUGGAGGAGUCUCAUGUUCAGCUGGAGGAACUUUUCCACCAGAGGAAGAUCCGAUUAGAUGUUUUCCUGCAGCUCCGCAUCCUGCACCAGUGCACGCUGGAGGUGACCGGGGAGAUGGACGCCUGGAAGCAGGACCUCCAGAAACAGUCCCAGGACUUCUCUGCAGAGAAGUUAGCAACGCCACGACAUUCUGACACAAACCAGGACAAGCUCGUCCAGGACAAGCUCGCACUGGGACAAGCACGGCUAGUGGAGGCUAGCCCUGAGGUGCUAACACUUGCACAGCAGCGGAUCCACAGGCACAUGGAGCGACGGCUGGCCAUGAACAAUAUGAUCUACGAGGUCAUCCAACAAGGUCAUGACCUUCAGCAGUACAUCAAUGAGGUCCAGGCUUCAGGUAUCGAGCUAUCAGAGGCAGAGGGGGGUCUCUCCUCUCAGGUGGAGGAGCUGCAGCGCCUCCUGCAGGACAAACAGAAGGAGCUGCAGCAGAUUGCGGAUCACACACACACACACCUGGAGCAGAACCUGCAGCUGAGACACCUGCAGAGCCAGGUCAAACAGGUGCUGGGUUGGAUCUCGGAGGGGGAGGUCAUGUUGUCGUCCUGCAUGUUGAACUCCAGCUGUUUAUCUGAAGCUGAGCAGCUGCAGAGGGAGCAUGAGCGCCUCCAGCAGGCCAUCGAGGCUCUGCUGCACGCCGACUCCCUGCAGAGGACUCAUCAGGUGGCUCUGGCUCUGCAGCAGAGAGCAGAGCUGCUGGUCAGGUCAGGACAUUACGACCCAGAUGCAGUGAGGUCUUGUGCCCAGACGGUGGCGCUGCACUGGCAGACUCUGAUGCUGAGGAUAGAGGACAGACUCAAACUGGUGAACGCCUCGGCAGCUUUCUACAGGACGUCCCAGCAGGUGUGUGGGGUGCUGGAGAGUCUGGAGCAGGAGUACCGCAGGGAGGAGGACUGGUGUGGUGGAGGAGACAGACAGCCGGAACAACUGAUGCCGCUCAUCAACAAACACAUGGAGCAGAAGGAGGCGUUCCUGAAGGCCUGCACUCUGGCCAGACGAAACGCAGAAGUUUUCCUCAAGUACAUCCAUCGUAACAGUGUCACCAUGGCGAACAUCUCAGGCCACAGCAUCACCGUCUCCGGGGUAACCGAGGUCACAGGGCACUCCAGGGUACCGGAGCAGCAGGUCAAAGGUAUCCUCAGCGAGCUGCUGCAGAGAGAAAACAGAGUUCUUCAUUUCUGGACUUUAAAGAAACGUCGACUGGAUCAGUGCCAGCAGUACCUGAUGUUCCAGAGCCACGCCCAGCAGGCCAUGGAUUGGCUGCAGCAGUCAGGUGAUCAUUACCUGGUCUCGCACACGUCUGCGGGGGCAUCGGUUGCUGACACGCAAGAACUGCUGAACCAGCACAGAGAGUUCUGCGUGUCCGCCAAGCACACACAGGAGAAGGUUCACCUGCUCAUCCAAUUGGCUGAGAGCAUGCUGGCUAAAGGCCACGCCCACCGCACAGAGCUCCGUCGCUGCGUCUCCACGGUGGAUAAACGUUACCGCGACUUCAGCGUCAGGAUGGGACAGUACCGCCACCUGCUGGAGACGGCGCUGGGAGGAUGCUCACAGGACAAUAAGGACCUGGAGCUGGAGCUGAUCCCCAACAGUCUGUCUGACUCAGACCCGGAGGUGAACCUGUCCGACCCGAGUCAUCAGGUCAGCGACGAGAAGAGACGAUCUGCCAGAAAGAAGGAGUACAUCAUGGCCGAGCUCCUUCAGACAGAGAGGGUCUACGUCAGAGACCUGCAGGAGUGUAUCGAGACGUACCUGUGGGAGAUGACGAGCGGCUCAGAAGACGUCCCGUCCGGUCUCAACAACAAGGACGACAUCGUGUUCGGAAACAUCCAGGACAUCUACGAGUUCCACAACAGUAUUUUCCUGAAGGAGCUGGAAAACUACGAGCAGCUUCCAGAGGACGUCGGCCAUUGCUUCGUUACCUGGGCCGAUAAGUUCCACAUGUACGUGACGUACUGCAGGAACAAACCAGACUCCAGUUUACUCAUCCAGCAGCACGGCGCCGGAUUCUUUGAGGAGGUCCAGAGGAGACACGGUCUAACCAACUCCAUCUCCUCAGCCCUCAUCAAACCGGUGCAGAGGAUCACCAAAUACCAGCUGCUGCUGAAGGAGCUGCUGGCGUGCUGCGAGGAGGGGAAAGGCGAGAUUAAAGAAGGUCUGGAUGUGAUGCUGAGCGUCCCAAAGAGAGCUAACGAUGCUAUGCAUGUUAGCAUGCUGGAAGGUCUGGAGGAGGGUCUGGAGGUGCAGGGCGAGCUCCUCCUGCAGGACUCCUUUCUGGUCUGGGAGCCGAAGUCUCUGAUCCGGAAGGGGCGGGACCGACACCUCUUCCUGUUUGAGCUGUCACUCAUCUUCAGCAAAGAGAUCAAAGACUCGUCGGGACGAACCAAAUACCUUUACAAGAGCAGGCUGAGGACGUCCGAGCUCGGUGUGACGGAGCACAUCGAGGGCGACCCCUGUAAGUUCGCUCUGUGGGUCGGACGAACGCCGACGUCCGACAACAAGACGGUCCUGAAGGCGUCGUCGUUGGAGCUGAAGCAGGAGUGGGUCCGCAGCAUUCGACAGGUAAUCCAGGAGAGGCGGGGCCACCUGCGGGGGGCUCUGAGGGAGCCCAUCCCCCUCCCCAAGACACCAAACCCCACGCUGGGGCGACAGCGCAGCAUCAGCCGCAGGGAGACGAGCGAGGACGCAGACAGUCUGGGCGAUGCGAGCAGUCAGCCGGACACCGUCUCCAUCGCCUCGAGAACAUCACAGAACACCGCCGACAGCGACAAGCUGUCAGGAGGCUGCGAGUUAGUCGUGGUGUUGUUGGAUUUCUCCUCCGGGGGCGCCGGAGAGCUCAGCGUUCGCUGUGGUCAGACGGUGGAGCUGGUGGAGCGCUCUGCAGACCGGCCCGGGUGGUGUCUGGUCAGAACCACAGAUCAAUCUCCCCAACAGGAGGGUCUCCUCCCCAUGAGCGCCCUCUGUCUGUCACACUCCCACAGUGCAGCCGACAUGGAGGGGCUGGUGCCCGCCUCCACCACCUCCUCCAGCACGUCUUCUACAUCCACCACCACCUCCUCCAGCUGCAACUCCACCACCACCACCUCCUCAAACUCCUCCUCCACUGUCAGCGCCGGGAGGG